Molecule: messenger RNA, 1134 nt
Organism: Brettanomyces nanus
Lineage: Eukaryota; Fungi; Ascomycota; Pichiomycetes; Pichiales; Pichiaceae
Exons: 1
Coding region: 1-1134 (377 amino acids)
Biological process (GO): SCF-dependent proteasomal ubiquitin-dependent protein catabolic process
Cellular component (GO): SCF ubiquitin ligase complex
Molecular function (GO): protein binding
Source: RefSeq, a predicted model, not a curated record
AUGGCAGAAAUAGAUCUUAUUGAGAAGAGGUUGCGAUGCCUUUCUUUGGCUGACAUGCGUUCUCAUUCCAGCAAAACGGCGUCGCAGUUUGCGCUAGAGUUGUUUGAGGUAGCAGCCAGUAAGGAACGUGUUGGGUUACUCACGGACGCAGUCGAAUUUUAUCGAAUGGCUUACAAACUAGACGAUAAAGUGGACCUAAAAUACAGAAAAAAGAUCUUUGAGGAUCUCCCACCUCUUGAGAAACGGAAGGAUGGUAUACCAAAAGUGGAUCAUCGGUUCAAGAAGUUGGAUCUUAGCAAGAUUCGUGUUCGUAAGACACUUGCCAGUUACAAAAACUGUCAGUUUGAGCCACUUGAUGAAUCACUAAGCCCAGUCUUAGCGAUUUCCGUGUUACCCGAUGAGAUCCUCAUGAAAAUCAUGAAGAUUUUGCUACUCGGAGACUCUCCAUCUUGGUUCAACUUCUCAAUGAGUUGCAAAAAAUGCGCUUAUCUAGGAUUAUACGAUGGUACGAUCUGGCGACUUUUGGCGAGGAUCGUUUAUCCUCAUCAAGUAUACCAAAAGGGUAAUAACAGGGAUUAUAGAGUUUAUAUCAGGAAGCAGUGGGGACGAAAUUACUUGAAGAUGCUUAACGAAAGGCCGUUCAUCAAAUACCGGGGAGUUUACAUUAGUACGGUGAUUUUGCAGAAAGAAGGUGGAAGAGGGGAGCUUUCCAGCGCUUGGACUGCUCCGUUUAGAAUUAUUACCUACUACAGAUACCUUAGAUUUUACGAAGAUGGGAGAUGCCUAAAACUUCUCACUAUAUUGGAGCCGAAGAAAGUGAUCCCCCGUUUCAAGCAAAAUUGGCGAGGCUUGAUUAAAGCCGAUCAAGUUGAUGAGAAUACGAUUGGCAAAGAAUGGCAGAGAGUUUAUGAGGGAGCUUUCACCAUUAAUUUACAGGGGGACUUGGUGAUUGAGAGCGAUGGUGCGUAUCCUGACUGGACAUUCACUGACAAGCUGAAAAUUGUGAAUGGAGGCCGUUACUCAAGGCACCAUAAACUAAUGUGGCUCGAUAUGGGAUACAAGAAUAAGCACGGUGAACCAGGCUCGUUCAGCUUGGAAGGAGAGAAACCGUACGUAUUUAACAGAGACAAAUGA